GACAAAACUGUAUUACAAAACAUGCAUAUACUAUGUAAUAUAUUCUGCCCUGUAUACGGUUUUGUGUAACAUGGCACCAAUCAGCGCUCGUGAUUUUUUGAUUUAAAACUUAAAAUUGUUAAGGUGGUAAUUUGUCAUCGUCAGUAAACAACUAUCCAGUUGCUUUCAUUUUCUGUGAAAAUAAAUCUGAAGAGAAUUUGACUUUACAAAGGUUCGUCAUGUUUUAUAAUUAUCAACUGUGAAUCAAUCUCUUUUCAAAAUGGCAGAAAAUCUUUCGAAACGGCCUCCCAAGGGAAUUUUAAAAUCAUCUAGCAGUUUCGAUAAUCCGGAUGUACCCAGUAACUUUUAUCGCAGACCAAGCAAAGAAACAAAAUGGGAUGAGAUGAAUAUAAUUGCAACAUUGCACCCACCAGAAAAAGAUUAUGGUCAUAUGAAGAUCGAUGAACCAAAAACCCCAUACAACUAUGAAGGCCUGCAAGCUGAAUUUGAUUUUGAUCAAUUAGAUUCUACUGCAGUUGCUGCCAAAAAAACGUAAAGCAUUUGAAGCAAAGAGAAAGCGUCAUUAUCAAGAAUGGCAAGUUGUUCAAAUGGCUCGAAAACAGUUACUUGAACAAGAUGAAGAGGAUGAAGAUGAGGAGGACAAUGAAGAAAAUGAAGAAGACAUAGAAAAAGAUGACAAUAAUACUCUUCCUUCAGAAGAACAAAUUGAUUUUGAUGUUAAAUUCAAAUGCAUGCCAUCUUGUAAUACAACAAAAGGAAAGUGAUAUGGUAGAAAAUAUUUAUAAAUAAUGUUAUCAAUUACUUGAUUAAAACUUGGGAUUCAGUUAUCUGACAAUUUUAAUUCAUGUUAAAUUUAUUUACUAUUAUAUCAUAAUUGACAGAUAAAUUAAAUUACUAAUAACAAUGUCCAUUUUAGAUCAGUUAAAUGAUCAAUAAACUUUUGUAAUUGACGGAAUUACUAUUUCCCAAUAUUUGACUUAUACAUUAAUCAAUGUAAUUAAUUACACAACGAAUUUAUAGUGGAUUUAUAAUUAAUUAAUUGCGUAAUUAAUUGCAAAUAUAUAUAAAUAAAUAAUUAAUAAUUAAACAAGUAUUACUUAUUUUCAGCGAUUUAAUUAUUGGCUAUCUACUGCUUAAUUACUAAAUUCAAACAAAUAUUUAUAUAUAUUCUUUUUCUGUAAUUCUGCAGAAUAAUGGACAUUAUCCUUAAUUCAGAAAUUACAAUUCUCUAAUUUUUUGUGACUUUUAUUAUGAAAUCGCAAUAAUUUUUAACUUUUGUUGGUGCUGUAGUAAAGGAAUAAUUUAAUUAUUAAUUAUUUAGUGAUAUUAAAUAUAAAUUUUAAACAAUUAUUGUUACUACUUUAAUGCAUAAGACAAUUAUUUAUUUUCAUAUAAAUUUUCCUAUCAAUUUUUCUCACAAAGAUUGUAUAAUUAUUUGUAUAUCAUAUUUUUCAUAAUAUUCUAAUCAUUUCCUAUACAGAAAAUUAUUGAUUUUACAGUGUUUUCUUAACAAUAAAACAAUUGAUUUUUAAUAGAAUUUAACUGCUUUAAAUAUUUAAUUUUAUAAGUUGUGGGCAAAUAAUUUUUUAAAUUCUUUAAUUAGUUACAUUGCUUAUUGAAAUAAUUAGUUAAUCAGUAAUAUAUAUUUAUAAAACUAUCAUAAAAAAUGAUUAUGAAAUGUUUUAUAAGCUACUAGGUGAUUAGAAAAUGAGUAAUUCUUAAUAAAAGAUUUUUUCUUUUGCAUAAUUAUUAGUACACAUAAAAGAUGAAAAGAAAUUAUAUAUAUAAAAUAUGAAUGUAAGUACAUUAAUUACCAUAUUAAACUUGUAAUAAAUUUCAGCUUAAUAUAUUAAGAAUUUCUCAUUUUCUAAUUAUAUGUUACAGUUUACAAGAUAUUAUUAAAACAGGGUGUUCUGUAAGGUAUGCAAUAAAUAAGAGAUAAAUUAGAAUCUUAGACAUUUUUACAUUGAUAUUAUUUUUUGUUCACAUUGGAUAUUGCAUUAUGUUUAAAUAUAUCAUAUUGUUUUAUUUAUUUUUUAUAAUAAUUAAUUUAAUUUGUGCAUAUUAAAUAUCAAGAAAAAUUGCUUUUAUAAAUAAAAUAAAUGAAAGUUUGUUAACAUUAAUAACUACAAAAUUUUGUACUAAAAUUGAUAUAUUAUUAAAAAUAAUUGAAAAUUGAACAAAAUUGUAAUUUAUCUGUUAAUAAUAAAGUUCGACUUCUAAAUAUUUUUGUAUUUUUUUUAAUACAAGUUCAAUUUUUAAAAGAUACAUAUAUAUAUAUAUUUAUAUAUAACAUAAUAUGAUCAAUGUGAAUUUGUCUAAAUAUGAAACUAUGUGAAUCUUUCAUUUAGAAAACUACAUUUUAUAUAUUUUAUUCAAACUAUAAUAUAUUCCUUAUUAUAAAGACCUCAAGUUUUUUAAAUCUAUGACUAAAAAUUGAUAUUAUUUUUACAAUUAAUUUAUUGUUCUGUACCAAAUUAAAAUUUAAUUUUUUUUUUAUUCUUAUUAUAAUACAGUACAAACAACUAUAACUAA
Heterotrigona itama is the source of this 2535-nucleotide messenger RNA. Lineage: Eukaryota; Metazoa; Arthropoda; Insecta; Hymenoptera; Apidae. The record is from the annotation of a GenBank genome assembly.